UUAAAUCAGUGACAAUUUGCUUUGCCUUUGGAAAAGAGAUAGUGGAAAUAUAGUGGAGCUAGAAACUAACAUGAAAAUAUUGUGGAUAUUGUCUAUCCUGUUUUCAAUUACGUUUUAUGUAAUCUUCUCCGAAAGUGUUCCACUUAAUAGCAUUAUUGAGCAUGAAGAUGACUCCAAUGGGAUCGAAUUGGAUGAGGAUAAUGAUAAUGAUAACACGGAAUCUAUAAGUAAGGAAUUAAACAUCGCGUCUAUAAAGUCCCGCGCCAUUGCCAUGGACCGUGAGAUUUGUAGUGUCUUAUCCCGUUACCAUCCCCAUUACCCGCGUUGUCAGGACUACUGUAAAAAGCUCAAUCAUUGGAUGGGUAUGUGUCGUCGCCACAGUUGCCAUUGCUACUCAUAAUUAAAGACACCGCACAAGAUUAUAUAUUUUUAUUCAAAAAAUGUUUACCUAAUUACAUUUUAUUAUUAUUAAUAAAUGCUCAACAAAUU
This is a messenger RNA of Teleopsis dalmanni, 489 nucleotides long. RefSeq lists its product as uncharacterized. The coding region runs from base 71 to 400 and encodes 109 amino acids. The record is from RefSeq and is a predicted model, not a curated record. NCBI's taxonomy places the organism in Eukaryota, Metazoa, Arthropoda, Insecta, Diptera, Diopsidae. The transcript has a single exon.